CAGCAAAUGCAGUAACUCAAUCACACUGUUGCAGAGUGACGUCUGUUUCACUUCCUUUCUCUGUUAUUUCUGGACCUCUGCAUUUGUGUGCAGAACAAUUAACUUCAUGAUGCGCCCUGGUAAGAGGAAAUACUGAACCAGUGAGAAGGAAUAUUGUUUUUACCUGCUACAGAGCAGAAUAGCUCUGUACCAAUGUGUGGAGUCAGUAUGGAGUUAAACACUUGUAGCUGUUUCAGCUAGAUUUGACUAUCAGUCUGGGAAGUUAAUUAACUGUCUUCAUCUAUGGCCACUCUGGGAAGAAAUAAUAAAAUCUUGCUGGAAUUGGUGCGACAGCCAGGAAACAACUUGUGCGCAGACUGUGGAGCUCCUGAGCCUGACUGGGCCUCUUACACUCUUGGUGCGUUUGUGUGCCUGAACUGUUCAGGGAUGCAUCGUAAUUUGCCCGGUGUCAGUAAAGUGAAAUCUAUUCGGCUGGAUUACUGGGAAGAUUCACUUGUAGAGUUCAUGAAGGAGAGGGGAAAUUCUGCAGUCAAAGCCAUUUUUGAGAAGUGUGUCCCAGCCUUUUUCUACAGACCACAACAAAAAGAUUGUCUUGUUCUUAAGGAUCAAUGGAUCCGCGCAAAGUAUGAAAGAAGGGAAUUUACAGGAGAAAACAAGAGCUGUCUUGAAGCUUAUACCUCAGAUGUUUUUGAGUCAACGCUCUGGAAAAAAGGCAAAGACAACAAGCACUUUCUUAAAAGGAUCUUUCUUCUGUCACAGAAAGAUUUCACCCUCAGAUACUUCAUUAACGAGGAUUCCAAGGUUCCAAAAGCUGUCAUUAGCAUGAAGGACCUGAAUGCAGAAUUUCAGCCAGAGAAGAUUGGUCAUGCUCAUGGUCUGCAGAUUUCCUAUCUAGAAGAUGAACGUACAAGGAACCUGUUUGUUUACCACGAGAAUGGGCAGGUGAUCGUAUCCUUUUUCAAUGCUAUUCGGGCUACACGCUUGGCUUACCUCCUGAAGAAACACCCAACUCUUCGAAACAACGAUUUAAUACCCCAGAUUACCCCACAUUGCCUGAUGGAAGGGUACAUGGAGAAAACUGGCCCAACGCAACGAGAGCCGUUCAAGAAGAGGUGGUUCACACUGAGCUCAAUGAACAGGAAGCUUCUGUAUUUUAAAUCUCCUCUGGAUGCCACAGAGCUGGGUGCUGUCUUUCUCGGCACAGAGAACCAUGGCUACUCCGUGUCAGAGAGCAGCGGUCGCAGCACAAGAGGAGGCCGGUGGCACUGUGGCAUCACUCUGGAGACUCCAGGGAGGCAGUUUGUGUUUAUGUGCGAACAGCAGGAGGAGCAGAGGGAGUGGAUAAAGGCCUUCAGAACGCUCAUCUCUCAACCCAUGACUCCAGAGGACUAUGCUAAUGAAGCCACUUUGAGACGAGGGAAAUGAUGUCUGUAGAAAUCACAGCUGAGAUUCUCCCUCUUUGUAAGACUCUUGCUUGUCAGAAGCAGUAUACCAUGAAAUCAUAUUAUUUACAGUAUAUCAGAGCCACCAGGAAAACACUUAAAAGCAUUCUUUUGCAGUUUAGUUACUGGAAUCAAAUAUUGUAUUUAUUAAUAUGUUGUCUUUAAACUUUGCAGAAAAUGGUUAUUUUUGUGUAGACCUUUUGUAUGUUGGGUCUGAAUUAACUUGCACAUUUUCAAAAGAUUACACACUUGUCAUUGUUGCUAUCUGUAUUUCUAUGAAACUCUUAUCAGAAUA
Messenger RNA from Melanotaenia boesemani (Boeseman's rainbowfish), 1737 nucleotides. Its product is annotated as arf-GAP with dual PH domain-containing protein 2-like. Gene Ontology annotation, molecular function: GTPase activator activity; phosphatidylinositol bisphosphate binding. The record is from RefSeq and is a predicted model, not a curated record. The coding region runs from base 283 to 1425 and encodes 380 amino acids. NCBI's taxonomy places the organism in Eukaryota, Metazoa, Chordata, Actinopteri, Atheriniformes, Melanotaeniidae. Gene Ontology annotation, biological process: positive regulation of GTPase activity. Gene Ontology annotation, cellular component: intracellular membrane-bounded organelle; plasma membrane. The transcript has 11 exons.